Messenger RNA from Trichosporon asahii var. asahii CBS 2479, 675 nucleotides. RefSeq lists its product as uncharacterized. Bases 1 to 675 code for a protein of 224 amino acids. Lineage: Eukaryota; Fungi; Basidiomycota; Tremellomycetes; Trichosporonales; Trichosporonaceae. The transcript is spliced from 3 exons. Gene Ontology annotation, molecular function: protein binding. The record is from RefSeq and is a predicted model, not a curated record.
AUGCGGGCGAGAUCCGAUCACAACGACUGCACUACUGCUCGCCGACCCUGCCUACUCGCCGUCAACAUACCGCUCGCCAAUGACUCCGCGCCGCCUCCGACGUGGCCGGAGGAUGUAGUCUACCUGACGCGGUCGCGAGUUGAUCGAGCGUUUCCGCGCGAGCUUCUCCCCCUUCUAGCUCCCAAUGGCUUUAACCCGAAACCAGUCACCUUCCCCGCGCACCUGAUCCAGAUUAAGCGGGUCAGUGACCCGAAGCACCCAGCAAACGGACAGCGCUGCCUCGUCGCAAAGAAGAAGCUCGCUCCGAAGGAACUUGUGAUUCCUUAUCUUGGCGAGAUCCAUGCGACAUUGACGGAUGGUGAGGGCAACGUGACCGGUGACCCACACGCAGAGUCCGAUUACGACCUCUCACUUCUCCGGCUGGCGGCCCAUCACCCCUCGAACCCUACGAAUGCGGAGGUGUCCAUCGGCAUCGACGCCGCGAAAAUGGGUAACGCGGCGCGCUUCGUGAACGACUACAGAGGCAUUGGAUCGAAACCGAAUUGCGAGUUUCGCACGAGCUCGACAGAGGGAUACCUCAGAAUGGAGAUCUGGACAUUGACAGAGAUCAAGAAGGGCGAUGAGCUGCUCAUCUCCUACGGCAAGGGGUGGUGGGGUGCCCGCAAGGAUGUAUAG